Messenger RNA from Engraulis encrasicolus (European anchovy), 513 nucleotides. RefSeq names its product calcium binding protein 5b (gene cabp5b). Gene Ontology annotation, molecular function: calcium ion binding; calcium channel regulator activity. NCBI's taxonomy places the organism in Eukaryota, Metazoa, Chordata, Actinopteri, Clupeiformes, Engraulidae. The transcript has 6 exons. Gene Ontology annotation, cellular component: cytoplasm. Gene Ontology annotation, biological process: regulation of voltage-gated calcium channel activity. Bases 4 to 513 code for a protein of 169 amino acids. The record is from RefSeq and is a predicted model, not a curated record.
ACCAUGAGCUUUGGGCCUGCCUGCAUCUUCCUCAAGGGAGCCAAGAAUGUGGAACGCACACUAGCUCCUGAAGAAAUAGAAGAGCUGCGAGAGGCGUUUGAUGAGUUUGAUAAAGAUCGUGACGGCCUGAUCAGCUGUAAGGACCUGGGGAACCUGAUGAGGACCAUGGGCUACAUGCCAACAGAGAUGGAACUCAUCGAGAUCGGACAGAAGAUCAACAUGAGCUUGGGGGGUCGUGUGGACUUUGAUGACUUCGUGGAGCUGAUGGCUCCAAAGUUGCUGGCAGAGACGGCGGGAAUGAUCGGCAUCAAGGAGCUCAAGGACGCCUUCAAAGAGUUUGAUAUGGACGGUGAUGGCUCGAUAACAACUGAAGAGCUUCGUCAUGCCAUGGUGAAGCUGAUGGGCGAGCGAGCGAAUGCUCGAGAGAUCGAAGCCGUCGUCAAGGAGGCCGACAACAACGGAGACGGAACUGUGGACUUUGAGGAAUUUGUGAAGAUGAUGAUGUCCCACUGA